AUGAAGGAGGUUUCCAACAAGAACUUUUUGAGACCUCGUCGGAGAUACAUGACUGUUGUUGCGAACAAUAGUGAGGAUGAAUUUAUGGAAUUUAAUGAUCGACCCGUGAUUGAUUUAUUUGCACCAACAACUUCAAUGAGAGAAUCAUUUUUUGUGAAGGAGCAAAUGAAACUACAAACGAAAAAAUCAAUCGGAAAAUCAUCAUCGAUUGGAGGAACCACUGAUCGGAACGUGUUAUGUCUUGGCCUUUUUAUUUUAUUCUUCUUUUUCAUUUCGAUAUGUGUAUUUAUAUUCUGGCUAGAACCAAUAAUAUUAGGAAGAAUUUAUAGAGAUGGAAGUAGAUUUUUAUUUAACCUGUCUGCACCUCUUACACCAAAGAAGUAG
Messenger RNA from Naegleria lovaniensis, 384 nucleotides. RefSeq lists its product as uncharacterized. The transcript has a single exon. Lineage: Eukaryota; Heterolobosea; Eutetramitea; Acrasida; Naegleriidae. The coding region runs from base 1 to 384 and encodes 127 amino acids. The record is from RefSeq and is a predicted model, not a curated record.